AUGAACGCGGCGCCGCCCCCACCCUCGCCGGCGGCGCCACCACUGCAUCCGUCCACCGCCACCGCGACGUCGUCAAUAGAUGUCGAUUUCGCCGCAAACGCGCGGAAGGAAGAAACGCAGGCCCGACUGCUCCUCCACGCCGCCAUCGACGGCAACCUCGACCUCCUCGCCAGGAUGGCGGUGGAGAUGGAGGCGACGGCGCGGCGCCGCGGGCCUGGCGUCUGGUCGACGUGCGGACCUCAAUCGCUGCGCCUGGCCGCGGCCAACGGCCGGACGGUCGUCUGCCGGUACCUCGUCGAGCACCUUGCCGUCCCCGUCGACGCCCCCUCCUCAUCCGGCGAGACGCCUCUGCUCCUGGCGGCCACGUCCAAGCACACCGCGACGGCGGCCUACCUCCUGGAGCACGGCGCCGACCCGCGCACCGCGGAGAACGACGGCGAGAGCCCGCUCCACUGGGCCGCCUACAACGGGGAUCACGAGCUGGCAACGCUGCUCCUGUCGAGAGGCGCCAACGUGGGAGCGACCAACCCCCGGGGCACGGCGCUGCACGACGCCGCGGCGCAGGCGCACCCGGCGAUCGUCGCCCUCCUAUUGAGCCACGGUGCCGAUCCGAAAAAGGUUGCAAAUAGUGUCUUCACGCCGUUGCUCUCCUCGCUUCUCGGUGGCUCAUUGGAAUGCAUGAAGCUGCUCAUUCAGGCUGGUGCUGACGUCAAUGCCGGUGGACUCCAUGGAGCAAAAGCAACCCCUCUGUUGUUAGCAUGCAGCCGCCGCGGCAACAUCCAAUUUAUCAACUGCUUGUUGGAGGCUGGAGCAGACCCGAACUUUCCUGAUGAACUUUGUAGGUUACCUAUAGAAAUCGCCGCGAUUUAUGCUGAACAGGAAGUUGCUGAAGUUCUGUUUCCUGUAACCCGUCGCCCACUGGCUCCAACCAUGGUAGACUGGAGUAUCGGUGGGAUAGUGAGACAUGUAAAUUCUGGUGCUUACAAGGAGUGGGCGAGAAAAGCUGGUCGUCAGAGGAAAGAAGAACUGAAACUGCAAGGAAGCUCGGCCUUCAAAAUGGAGGACUAUGACGCGGCAAUUCUUUAUUACAGCAUGGCGAUGAAGUUUGAUGAUGACACAGACGCCAGCUUAUAUUCAAACAGGAGUAUCUGUUGGCUCCGCCUCGGCAUGGGCGAUGAUGCACUGUCAGAUGCCUGUGCCUGCAUCAGGAUGCGGCCUGACUUGGCCAAAGGCUACUUCCGCCAAGGAAUGGCCUUGUGUUUUCUUCAGGAUUAUGCUGGCGCUUCCGACGCGCUUCUCAGGGCUUUGAAGCUUGAUCCGAAGGACACCAUGAUCACCGAAGCCAUCCGGGAUGUCUCGGUCCAGAAACAUCAACUGUUGCAACUGAAGCAAGGAGCAUGGAAUAGUUCCAGAAAAUCCAAGGAUGUUAGGCUGGGUGGAAAUGUUGGAAUCGGGCCAGCAAGCUGGUUAGAACUGAUAUCCAAAACCUCCACCUGGCCAGCAAGCUGGUUAGAACUUAGAACUGAUAUCCAAAACCUCCAGCUGGCCAGCAAACGGGAAGUGCUGCUCAGUGAUUGUACCAUACCUUCAGUCCUCACUCACCUACCACUCCACUUGCUCCUCCUAUCGCUGCUGAUCACCACCCCGUCCUCGGCGGCAGAAGCGGAGCAGCCGGUACACGACCUCUUGCUCAGCUUCAAGGCCUCCCUGCACGACCCCUCCGGCGCCCUCUCCUCCUGGUCCAGCUCCACGCCCUACUGCAACUGGCCCCACGUCACCUGCACGGCCGCUGCCGCCAACACCUCCUCCGUCUCCGUCUCUCUCCACUUAACAUUGAAAGAUGUUUCUUCACACAAAAUUCCAUUAGUUGGGCCAGCUUUUUAUCAGCAUCUUUAUUACUCCGUAGUAUUUUCUGUUGUUACAUAG
Molecule: messenger RNA, 1926 nt
Organism: Lolium rigidum
Lineage: Eukaryota; Viridiplantae; Streptophyta; Magnoliopsida; Poales; Poaceae
Exons: 14
Coding region: 1-1926 (641 amino acids)
Molecular function (GO): protein binding
Source: RefSeq, a predicted model, not a curated record